AUGGCGCAAAUUCCAAAUCCAUCUCCGCUUGCCCCGAAUGCAAAGAAUAAAGCACUUUACCAAAAUAUUGACGGUAAAGUCAUGAGAGAAGCUGCAAACUCAACCCUCAUACGAUAUGGAGGAAAUUUCUCAUCAGAUAUCAUUAUUGGAGCCAAAGGGGUUUAUAUCUACACGGCCGAUGGUAGAAAGAUCCUAGAUUUUACUUCUGGACAAAUGAGCUGUCUCAUUGGCCAUGGACAUCCAGAAAUCGUCGAGACGAUUUCUGCACACGCUGCAAAACUGGAUCAUUUGUUCAGUGGCAUGUUAAGUCCGCCUGUGGUGGAACUCGCACAGAAAUUAACGUCUUUAACACCACCUGGUCUUGACCGUGCUAUGUUCCUUAAUACCGGAGCGGAAUCGAAUGAGGCCGCAAUUAAGAUGGCUAAACUUUAUACGGGGAAGUAUGAGAUAGUGGGAUUGGGAGCGAGCUGGCAUGGGAUGACUGGAAGUGCGAGUGCGUCAACCUACCACUCUGGAAGGAUGGGUUAUGGUCCAUGUAUUCCAGGCAACCUCAUUUUACCCUCUCCAAACGCAUAUCGCUCGAUCUUUCGCCACGCAGAUGGCUCGUACGAUUGGGAAACCGAAUUAAAUUAUGGGUGGAAUUUGAUUGAUCAACAAUCGACAGGGUCAUUGGCCGCAGUUAUCCUCGAACCUAUCCUCAGUUCCGGUGGUAUGCACGUCUUGCCAGAAGGAUAUAUGAAAGCGAUGAAAAGACAUUGCGAAAAACGUGGUAUGCUUCUCAUUGUUGAUGAAGCACAAACGGGAAUUGGGAGAUGCGGUUCGAUGUUUGCAAUUGAGCACGAUGAGUGCACACCAGAUAUUUUAACCCUCAGCAAGACAUUAGGUAAUGGACUUCCACUUGCUGCUGUUGUUUGCUCGGCAGAGAUUGAAGAAACUUGCUUCAGUCGCGGAUACCUUUUCUACACAACGCACGUAAAUGACCCAUUACCUGGUGCUGUUGGUGCCAAGGUUUUGGAUAUUGUCAUUCGAGACAAUCUUGUCGAACGCUCUCGUGUGGCAGGUUUAAAGUUGAAAGCUGAGUUGAAAAGGUUGCAGGAAAGGUAUGGUUGUAUUGGAGACGUACGCGGCAGAGGCUUAAUGGCAGGAGUAGAAAUUGUAAAGGAUCGAAUCACGAAAGAGCCGGCGCCGGAAUUAGGAGCAGCAUUAACGAUGAAACUGAGUGAGCUUGGUUUGUCUGCAAAUCUGUCGGACAUGAAGUCGUUUGGGGGAGUGUUUCGUAUAGCUCCUCCUAUCACUAUUACUGAUGAAGAGUUGAUAGCUGGACUUGGAAUCUUUGAGGAUGCUUUGAGGACUACUCCGGGUACAAUGCAGAUUAGCUAG
Molecule: messenger RNA, 1380 nt
Organism: Sclerotinia borealis F-4128
Lineage: Eukaryota; Fungi; Ascomycota; Leotiomycetes; Helotiales; Sclerotiniaceae
Source: the annotation of a GenBank genome assembly